Messenger RNA from Scomber japonicus (chub mackerel), 2100 nucleotides. RefSeq names its product eva-1 homolog Bb (C. elegans) (gene eva1bb). The record is from RefSeq and is a predicted model, not a curated record. NCBI's taxonomy places the organism in Eukaryota, Metazoa, Chordata, Actinopteri, Scombriformes, Scombridae. The transcript is spliced from 4 exons. The coding region runs from base 749 to 1252 and encodes 167 amino acids.
CAAGCCAGCGCUGCGUGCCACUCCACUGUUUGCUUAAUAAACUCAGUCAGGGACACAAACUGUACUGCUGAGCUCCUUUUUCCCUCCCUGGAAGCUGAGAUUAAAAUACAAAGAGCUCAAUUAAUCCACGAGCCCCUGCAGCAGCACGGCCCUGUGCCCAUGGCAGCCGACUAGCUAUUUCCUGUUCCACCCUCCUGGCUUCACAGUGAACAGACCUCACUGUGGUGCGUUUGUGGGCAGACGAGGACAGAUCAGCUCCCUCUGGUCAGUAGUGCGGUUCACAUCUGCACAUAAGGACACAAAAGCAGACUAUCUUCAAUAAAUGGUGAUUUCUAUAAAGUUUCACUUAUCUCUUAGGGGAAAAGAAACGCCUCCUUCUCAACAUGUGUCUGGACCGUUUCUGGCUGGUCCCUCCUUCCCUCUAAAGGAUGAGAGGGAGUGGAUCUUGGCUGAGGGCAGCUCCUUCUCCGGCUUCCAGUAGCAACAUCAGCUCUUCUGUCACGCACACUGAGCGUCUGACUACACCUCACUGCUUUUCCUUUUUCAGGGAUGGGAUCUUAUUUAUGUGUUGGCUGAUGAGCAUGGAGCAGAUUUGGAGCUAAAUUCUUGAUUCUUCAGAGGAAAGUUUGUGGUUAUCAAGCAUUUCAGCUCUCAUCCAGGACCAAGGAUCUGCACUGAGUGGAUGGUGCAGUUUAACUGUGAAGAGAGUCCUGGAGAUGGUAAAUAUCUGAACCCACAGUGAACCAGGAUGGAGCCUGUUAAGAGAGACAUGGAGCUGCUCAGUAACAGCAUGGCAACCUACGCUCACAUCAAAGCCAACCCAGAGAGCUUCGCCCUCUACUUCAUGAUGGGGGUCUGUUUCGGCCUGCUCAUGGCCCUGUGCCUGAUGGUGGCGAGCCUCACCUGCAGGACUCGCCGCCACAGGAGGCCUCCUGCGUCUCCUGAGAGGAGGCAGCUGAAGGAGUCCAGCGAGGAAGAGGAUGAAGAAGAGGAGGAGGAUGAGGAGAGCAUUGCAGGGGAAGAUGGGGAGGAGGCGGAGAUCCCCAAAGUGACAGUGGGGCCGAUGAGCGAGCGCAGCAGCCAGUCCAACGGCACACUGAGGAGUGUUAAUGUGUUUGCGUCUGCUGAGGAGCUGGAGAAGGCGCGGCGUCUGGAGGAGAGGGAACGUAUCGUCAGGGAGAUAUGGAGGAACGGGCAGCCGGACAUCUUGGUCACAGGGACGGGGACUAUUGGUCGGGUGCAUUACCACUAACAGACACUUUGAGUGAGACUGCAAAGAGCCAAACAUACACAGUUGGACAUUGGACAGAAAAAUGCUUCAUCUUGAUUUGUAUGGAAAUCCAAAAUGUUCAAUAUUAAAGGAACACUCCGCUGAUUUUACACAUGAAGAUCAGUUUACUCACCAUGAGGAAUUAUUACUCAACCUGUGAAAACAGUUUUAUAUCUCUGUAGAGAAAUUAAGGAAGUAUGAAAAACUGAAAACUGGGGGCGUUUGGGUUUUUAAAGAUGUGGACGUUUACCAGUCAGGAAGUGUCUAAUGAAGGAAGAUAUUAAGGUGCAUUAUGGGAAUUGUAAGAUUCAGUGUUCCUGGAGCUUGAGCCAUGAAGAGAACUGAAAAGUCAAGAUAUGUACAAUCUUGACCAUAUUUUUUAUUAGCCUGUCUCCAAAUGUUAUAAAAAUGAAAUAUUAAAUGCUGGAGUAAACCUUUAAAAUAAAUAAAUAAGACUUUACAUAUAUAAGAUGGAUAAAUACAGACAAAAUAUGGAAUAUAUAUUAAUAACAUUUUUAAUCAUUCAAUACAUUUUUAAAGCUUGGUAAAUUAAACAUAACUUCAUCAUGCUUCUUUGCACAACCGGCUCCUUGAUUGAUGAAGUGUUUGUGUUUAAAAAAAAAGGCAUUAUGAAAUAAAAUUUGAAUUAUAAAAAAGAUAAUUGCCUAUUUUCACAUUGUUACAUUACACAUUUUGUCUGUAUUUUUGAACAUGACUAUUUCAUAAUGUCUUAUUUGUUACUUAAUAUUGAACACACAUAUAUUUCUUGUAACUUAUGAAGGAUGUUGUAUGCAUAUUUGGCCUAAUCUGUAUUCUACUCCAUGUUUGUA